CCCGCCAAAAGCGCGGGCUGGCCCCGGGGCCGAGGUUCCGCUGGCCGGGCUCGGACGCCGGGGGAGGGGGGGAGUGGAAAGAGCGAACGCUUCACUCCAGCGCCCAGAGGGGCUCUCCUCUUUCACCGGGACCGCUCCUCGGUCCUGCAGGCGCCCAGAGAUCUUCGCGUGGAGUCCGGCUGCCCCGCGUUUCCCGGGUCUUUCGGUCCCUCUUGCCCGGAGUUCCCCCCACUUCCGGUGGAGGGGUAAGAGGCCACCCCUCCCUCCCCCCAGGAGCGCGCGCUGGGCACAGGUGUCCCAACUGUCUUCACAGAGACAACUCCAUAACUAUAUAAUGUGACAGCAAGGUGAAGAGAGUACAUCAGGUAAACAGAAGAUUGGGAAUAGAGAAAACAAGAUGAGUGUUCCUGCAAGUAGUUGCGGUAGCCCCAGUUCUGCAGAAACAGUCAGUGAUUUCAAAGAUCUCUGGGCAAAACUGAAGGAGUGUCAUGACAAAGAAGUACAAGCCUUACAGAUCAAAGUAACCAAGCUGAAAAAGGAGCGAAUUUUAGAUGCACAGAGAUUGGAAGAAUUUUUUACCAAAAAUCAGCAACUCAGAGAGCAACAGAAAGCCCUUCAUGACACCAUUAAAGUUUUGGAAGAUCGGUUAAGAGCAGGGUUAUGUGACCGUUGUGCAGUGACUGAAGAACACAUGAGGAAAAAACAACAGGAGUUUGAAAAUAUUCGGCAACAAAAUCUUAAACUUAUCACCGAACUUAUGAAUGAUAAGAAUGCCUUACAAGAAGAAAACAAAAAACUUUCAGAGCAACUACAUCAGAAAAUUGAGAAGAAACAGCAUAAAGCAGCAGAGCCUGAGGAGGAAGUUAUCCCUGAUUCACCUAUAUUGACUUUCUCAUUUCCUGGACUUAACCGACUGCGAAGAAAGAAGGAGAACCUACAUGUCCGAUAUAUAGAGCAAACUCAUAGUGAUUUGGAGCACCCUUUGUGUACAAAUGAAUUAGCAAAAGGUCUAAAAUCUUCAACUCACCUGCAGCAAAACCACUAUGAAAGUGAGAUUCUUGUAGCAGACACGUGUGAUCAAACAUUAUCACCUAUGACCAAUAUCCAGGAUACCAACAGUUAUCCCAUCGAGAAAUCAUCUUUUAACUUAGCUGCAGUUGUUGCUGAAACACUUGGACUUGGUGUUCAAGAAGAAUCUGACUCUCAAAGUGCUUUGAAUCCUCUCAAUGAAGAGCUGCAUCAUCAAGAGGAAGCAGAGCCAAAGAAACAACCUUUUCAGGAAUUCACAGAAAAUAAUGAAGACGGUUUGAGAUUUUCAAAUUCCUCUCCAAAGACUCCACCAGAAGUUGACUGGGCUGCUCGGGCAUCUUCUCCUGUUUUUGGGGCUGCUUCUAAUGUGAAAAAUGGCUUAGGCUUGAAUACAAGCUCAUCCCCUUCUCUUUUAGAGGCUGGGAAAAAAUCCCAUCUAAAAACAAAUUCCCUCAGCAAUACUUCUCAUUCUAGACCACAGAAACCUAGAUCAAAAUCUGAAGACACCAGCCAUAUUACAUGCCUUAAUCUUGGUUCUCAAGAAAGCACUGUUAUUGAUCAUUCUUCUUCCAUUAAGCAAAUGCUUGUAAGAAAGAGUACAAAUGAAUCAAUAAGUACACAAGUUGAGACUGAUAAUCCAAAAGAUGAAGCUACUGAAAAAAAUGAUCUUUUUGUGCCAUUGAAACCACUGGGAGGCAGAGGAGCCAAAAGGAAGAAGACUGAAGAAAGUGAACAUUGCUUCCAGACCUCUUUUGAUAAAGAAAAUGCUUUUCCUUUCCGAGGAGAUAGUCAUCCUUCCAUCAAUGGAGACUCUGUAAUGGAUAAGCCCCUGGAUCUAUCCGAUCGAUUUUCUGCUAUCCACCGUCAAGAAAAAAGCCAAGGAAACGAGGUUACUGGUGGUUAUGAGCCAAUAAAAAUGAAAGGCAGGAUGGGACAUGGAGAUUGUGAACUUGCUUCAGUUCUUCAGUUAAAUCCUUGUAGAGUAACUAAAGCACAGGCUUUACGAGAUAAUCAAGAUAAAUCAUCCUUAGAAAAUAUCCAGUGGAGUAUAGAUCCAGCAGCAGAUCUUUCUCAAUAUAAAAUGGAUAUUACUGUAAUAGAUACAAAGGAUGGUAGUCAAUCAAGAUUAGGAGGCGAGACUGUGGACAUGGACUGUACAUUGAUUAGUGAAACUGUGCUUUUAAAAAUCAAGAAGCAAGAGCAGAAGGGAGAGAAAAGUCCAAAGCGAGAAAGAAGAGUGAAUGAUAGCUUAUCAGAACUGUUUGAUCAAACAACACGUGAAGAAUACGAAUCCUAUUUGGCAGAUGGUUCUCCACUGUGUGAGCCAGAAGAAAAUCACCAAGUAGAAGAUGAAGAAUUAUCAGUUGCUGCAAAGAAACUAAACAGUCAUGAAGAUAUACCUGACAAAGUCAAACAAAAAGCAUUUGUGGAGCCUUAUUUUAAGGAUGAUGAAAGAAAAACCAUAUUGCAAAAUUUCCCUCACAUUGAGGUGGUACGGAAAAAAGAAGAGAGGAGAAAAUUGCUUGGACACACAUGUAAAGAAUGUGAAAUUUAUUAUGCAGAUAUUCCAGAAGAAGAAAGAGAAAAGAAACUAGCCUCCUGUUCAAGACAUCGUUUCCGCUAUAUUCCUCCUAACACACCUGAAAAUUUCUGGGAAGUUGGGUUUCCUUCAACUCAAACUUGUGUGGACAGAGGGUACAUUAAGGAAGAUCUUGAUCCUUGUCCGCGGCCCAAAAGGCGGCAGCCUUACAAUGCAAUGUUUUCUCCGAAAGGCAAAGAACAAAAGACAUAGAUAUUGAAGAACUUGCAAAAGGUGCCAGAACAAAAUUCCUCGUUUAUUUAUAGUUAAAGUUGGAAUUUAAAACUGAUUUCUUCCCCUCUCAAAUCUGCUAUAACCUGAUUUAUAUAUCAUUUAAAUACAAUAUAUCAGGAAAUAUUUAAAAUAAUUUUGAGUACAUUUAUUGUGCUUAUGCAUUUUUCUUAAUUUUGCACCUUUGAAACAAUGAGGUGCUUCCAUUUUGCACUGUGUAACUUAAAGGGGUAGAUUUUAUCCUUUGUUUUUUGUAAUACCUAAAUUU
Vombatus ursinus (common wombat) is the source of this 3107-nucleotide messenger RNA. Its product is annotated as DNA endonuclease RBBP8-like. Gene Ontology annotation, biological process: double-strand break repair via homologous recombination; DNA double-strand break processing involved in repair via single-strand annealing. Gene Ontology annotation, molecular function: single-stranded DNA binding; double-stranded DNA binding; damaged DNA binding. Gene Ontology annotation, cellular component: site of double-strand break. The record is from RefSeq and is a predicted model, not a curated record. The transcript has 19 exons. Bases 398 to 2821 code for a protein of 807 amino acids. NCBI's taxonomy places the organism in Eukaryota, Metazoa, Chordata, Mammalia, Diprotodontia, Vombatidae.